Molecule: messenger RNA, 1561 nt
Organism: Triticum aestivum (bread wheat)
Lineage: Eukaryota; Viridiplantae; Streptophyta; Magnoliopsida; Poales; Poaceae
Product: putative receptor-like protein kinase At4g00960
Exons: 6
Coding region: 1-849 (282 amino acids)
Biological process (GO): protein phosphorylation
Molecular function (GO): protein kinase activity; ATP binding
Source: RefSeq, a predicted model, not a curated record
AUGGCUAGUGCAAAUGAUAUGUGGGAGAAGAAGCUGCAGGAUCCAAGUGCAACUCCAGUGUGUCUGCCACUAGAAUUUUUGAAAGCCAUCACAUGUGAUUUUUCCUCCGAGCGAGAACUCGGCAGGGGUGGGUACGGAGUAGUUUACAAGGGAAUUCUUUCAGAUGGGAAAAGCAUUGCUGUAAAGAAGCUUUUUCACUUACAUGGGCUGGGAGAUGAAAAAUUCCUAAAAGAGGUCAAUUCUCUUAUGAUGACCAAGCACCAGAAUGUAGUGCAGUUUGUUGGUUACUGUGCUGUAUCAAGUGCCGAGGCGGUGGAAUACCCGCAAGGAGGAAGCAAUUAUAUUUUGGCCGAAAGACCAGAAAGAUUGCUUUGCUUUGAGCAUGUAUGUAAUAGAAGCCUUGACAAGUAUAUCUCCGAUGAAUCUUCGGGCCUUGAGUGGAAAAUGAGAUAUAAAAUAAUCAGGGGCAUCUGUGCUGGUUUGCAUUACCUUCAUGAGGAAUGCCAUCUUGUUCAUCUAGACCUGAAGCCUCAAGAUAUAUUGAUGGAUGCUAUUAUGAUGCCAAAGAUUGCGGCCUUUGGUUUGUCAAGGAUAUUUGGUGUUGAGCAAACCCGAACCAUCACUCAAAAUCGUCAGGGAACGAUGGAUAUAUGGCGCCAGAGUACUCAAUUCAAGGCACUAUCUCCGUCAAGGCAGAUAUAUACAGUUUGGGUGUCACCAUUAUUGAGAUACUCACCGGUUCUAGAGACUAUCCCCUACACUUCAACGAGGACAACAGUCCCCAUAGUACAGACACAUCUUUCCAGCACUUCAAAGACAGAAUACUUGGAGCUUGGAGAAAUAGGCUGAAGAUAGGAUCAGGAUACUCUGUGAUGUUGGAACAAAUACAAGUAUGCACUGAGUUAGGGAUACAAUGUGUUGAAUGUAACCCAGACAAUAGACCAUUUACAAAGGAUAUCAUCAAGAAGCUCGGUAAACUGAUUAUUAUGGAUGGACCUAUCGAAAUUGGGGUAAGUUGUACUCCGACGUCAACGGAGGUAUGUUCAAUCACGUCAUAAGACGUGUCCCCAGUGACCCAAGUUUCUUGACAAAUGUUUUUACAUGGACUGGAAAAAUACUCCAUCAAUAGAUGAUGUUUGGACAUGGAUUGUGUAUACAACUUCAACCAUUAUUUUCUUAUGAAAAUUUAUAAAUUUUGAUAUCAUCACACGAUGUAGAUCCAUUAAUCCCUUUUCCAGAUUGUCAAUUUGAAACAACGUGAUGCCCCCAAUCAACUGAACCAGCAGUCCUUGAAUUGCAGAUUAGCCAUGAUCAAGAGGAAGGCUCUGGAGACCAUCAUGCCAAAUUGACGGAUGUUUAUGAGAAUAUCGGACCAGCGAAGACCGAAACUGAGGUCAAAGUACCGCUUUAUCGUAACCCAGAUGAAGGAGAAUCGAGCAGAGCUCGGGUUACUAGCUCGCCAGGUGAACACGCAGCCCUCCAAAGUCCCAAAUUGAGUGUCCUCACUCUUCUUUUACACCUUUCAUCUUUUUUCUCAGACCAAGCUUACAAACAUCAUGUC